Synchiropus splendidus (mandarinfish) is the source of this 5297-nucleotide messenger RNA. RefSeq names its product retinol binding protein 3 (gene rbp3). Gene Ontology annotation, molecular function: retinol binding; serine-type peptidase activity. Bases 16 to 4869 code for a protein of 1617 amino acids. The record is from RefSeq and is a predicted model, not a curated record. The transcript is spliced from 7 exons. NCBI's taxonomy places the organism in Eukaryota, Metazoa, Chordata, Actinopteri, Syngnathiformes, Callionymidae. Gene Ontology annotation, biological process: proteolysis.
CAAAAGGCAAAAAUCAUGGAUAAUUUGAAGCCAAUACUUCUGCUGAUUCUAUUAUCUGGACCACCCUCGAAUGCGUCAUUCCAGCGCGCUGUGGUUUUAGAGAUGGCUAACAUUCUCCUGGACAACUAUUGCUAUCCUGAGAGCCUGCUUGGCAUGCAGGAGGCCAUCCAACAAGCCAUCAACAGUGGAGAAAUCCUGCAGAUUUCAGACAAGAAAACGCUGGCAUCAGUGCUGACAGUCGGAGUACAGGGGGCGCUGAACGAUCCUCGCUUAACCGUUUUGUACGAACCCAACUACGUGCCAGUAACACCUGCGAUAUUGCCAUCUUUGCCCAGAGAUCAACUUAUCCGUCUGGUAAGAAACUCUGUUAAGUUAGAUAUCUUUGAAAACAAUGUUGGAUACUUGCGUAUGGACAGGAUCAUUGGGGAGGGCACAGCAGCAAAGCUCGGCUCUCUGCUGAAGGACAACAUCUGGAACACUAUCGCUCGCACAUCCUCACUGAUCUUGGACUUGAGGUACAGCACAGCUGGGGAUCUGUCUGGAGUUCCCUUCAUCAUUUCUUUUUUCUCUGAGCCUACGCCCCCAAUUCAUAUCGACACUGUUUACGACAGGCCAUCGAAUACGACCACUGAGUUAUGGACUGAGCCUGUGAUUAAGACAGAAAGGUUUGGAAAAGACAAAGACCUGAUUAUCUUGACAAGUAAACGUACGACUGGUGCAGCUGAGGCAGUGGCCUUUACAUUGAAACAACUAGGCAGGGCUGUUACGGUUGGAGAAAGGACAGCUGGUGGAUCGGUUAAAGCACGGAAGAUCCGGAUCGCUCGCUCAGAAUUCUACAUAACGGUUCCCGUUGCUAGAUUCCUCAGUCCAAAGGCAGGUCAAGGCUGGGAGGUCAGUGGUGUCCCGCCGACUGUCAACAUAUUGGCCAAGGAAGCUGUUGCGAAGGCUAGGUCGGUUCUAGCUGUGAGAAGAAUCAUUCCUUAUGUGCUCCGGCAUAUUUCUGAUAAAAUUCAGCGCUUCUACGCUUUCACUGACAGAGUUCCGGUCAUACUUCAGCAGUUACAGCAAAGAGACAUAUUCUCAGUGGUGUCUGAGGAAGACCUCGCAGCCACCAUCAAUCUGGAACUUCAAACUGCUACAGAAGAUCCACGAUUAACAGUGAAGCUCUUGAAAAUGAAUCCUACUAACACAGACGAAGAGCACGUGAGUUACAAAGUCCCAAACGAUCCAAAACUAUUGCAGGAAGUAGUAGACUCUACCUUCAAAGUUGAGUUGCUACCUGGAAAUACUGGCUAUCUUCGCUUUGACAGGUUCCUACGGUGGCCUGCGAGAGGCAAACUGGACGAGCUUUUGGCGAAAAAGGUGUGGGAGCCUCUAAAGGGCACUGACAACCUUGUUAUUGAUUUGCGUUACAACACAGGAGGCCCUUCUUCCUCCUUGGUUACUUUACUAUCCUAUCUGCAUGAUGCUUCGCCAAAGAGGACCUUUUAUACGUCAUACGACAGGAUUCGCAACACAACGACAGAACAUGGGUCGAUAACAAAAAUCACUGGACCGGUUUACGGAUCCAAGCGUGGCAUUUACGUGUUAACCAGCCACUUCACAGCUCGCACGGGCGAGGAGUUUGCGUAUCUGAUGCAGUCGCUGCAUCGUGGCGCAGUCAUUGGGGAAAUAACCUCUGGCAACCUCAAGCAAUCCGUCACGUUUCAAAUUGAGGGCACCGACUUUGCCCUCACUGUUCCUUACAUAAACUUUUUCGACAAUAAUGGGGAGUUCUGGUUGGGAGGUGGUGUGGUCCCAGAUGCGAUCAUCCUGGCUGAUGAAGCUGUGGAGUAUGCUCAGAAGAUUGCAGAUUUCCACCGAGGAAUCAAGUCGCUUGUCGAGGGAGCAGGACAGCUUCUAGAAGAACACUACGCAAUCCAUGAGGUUGCGUUAAACGUCAGCAAAACCCUCUUAAAUAAGUGGGCAGAGGGGUUCUAUCGCUCCGUGGUUGACGUUGAGUCUCUGACAUCCCAGCUAACAGCAGACCUACAAGAGACUGCAGGCGAUCACAGGCUGCAUGUCUUCCACUGCGAUGUGGAGCCAGAAAAACUUCACGAAGUGCCUCAAAUCCCUCCAGCGGACGAAGUGGAACAUUUCAUCGCCGCUCUGUUCAAAGUUGACAUCCUACCAGGUAACAUUGGUUACCUGCGCUUUGACAUGAUGGCAGACGUAAAGGUGAUUCAAGCUAUUGGACCUCAGCUGGUGAAAUUGGUGUGGACCAAAGUCGUAAACACGGACACCCUCGUAAUUGACAUGCGCUAUAACACUGGCGGCUUUUCCACAGCGGUUCCUCUCCUGUGCACCUAUUUCUUCGAUCUAGGACCUUUACAGCACCUCUACACCGUUUAUGACCACACAAGUCGCACCAUGACAGAAGUGAAGACAUAUCCACAUAGCAUUGGACAAAGAUAUGGCGCCACUAAGGAGGUCUACAUACUGACUAGUCACAUGACCGGAUCAGCUGCCGAACUCUUUACUCAAACUAUGAAGGACUUGAAGCGUGCCACAGUUAUUGGGGAGCCAACAAAUGGUGGAUCUCUAUCUAGUGACACCUACCAGAUCCAAGACAGUGACCUUUAUGUUUCCAUUCCAAAUCAAGUGGUCUUGAGUGCCAUCACCAGGACAAUGUGGAGCCUCACGGGUGUUGAACCGGAUGUGAAUGCUCAAGCAAGUAACGCUCUGUCCGUGGCACAGAGGAUCAUCGCCGCAAAGAUGUUGAAAAACGAUAGUUUUUACAUUAGGGAUGGUAAUGCCAAAGUUUUCACCAAUAUUCUAUCCACUUCAACUCACCAGCCUCAGCUUCUGAGGUUUUUGGUUUUAGACAUUCUAAAUCCGUACUUGGAUCUUGUCAUUGAACGCUCACUCUUGUUGUUGACUUCGAGAAGCACACUGGAUAAUAGGAUUAUUGGUUUAUUAUGGAGAGCAUUUGACAAGGAGCCUCAUUGGGAGCGGAGGUUCAACUUUCACACGCUGAGGAAAACAAUGGCGAGUGCUCUAGCUUUGGUUGCUUGUCUUCUAGUUUUGAAAAAUGUCCAAGCCACAUUUCCACCCACCCUCAUCACGGACAUGGCCAAAAUCGUCAUGGACAAUUACUGCUCACCAGAGAAGCUGAUCGGAAUGAAGGAAGCGAUUAAUGCAGCCGCGGAAAACACCGAAGUCCUCAACAUCCCUGAUGGCGAAUCCCUGGCGAGGGUGCUCAACGCUGGAUUCCAAACCACUGUUGGCGACCAUCGCCUGAGAAUCUCCUAUGAGCCCAACUACGUUCCCGCUGUCGCCCCAAAGAUGCCCCCGUUGCCCCCGGAGCAGCUUGUGGCAGUUAUCCAGACCUCGAUCAAGCUGGACAUUCUGGACGGCAAUAUCGGCUACUUGAGAAUUGAUCACAUCAUGGGGGAGGAGGUUGCUGAGAAGAUUGGACAGUUGCUUAUCGACCUGGUCUGGAGUAAAAUCCUGCCCACCUCAGCUCUUAUCUUUGACCUGCGCUACACCGGCAGCGGUGACAUCUCUGGACUCCCCUACAUCGUGUCUUACUUUACUGACCCAGAGCCAGUGCUACAUAUUGACAGUGUGUACGACCGUCCAACGAACACCACAACCAAGUUGAUGUCGAUGUCCACACUGCUCGCUGAGAGGUACGGCAUCUCUAAACCUCUCAUUAUCCUGACAAGUAAGAACACGAAGGGUGUUGCUGAAGAUGUGGCCUACUGCCUUCAAAACCUGAAAAGGGCGUCUAUUGUGGGGGAGAAGACAGCUGGGGGGUCGGUGAAAGUUGAGACAUUCAGAGUAGGGGAUGGUGAUUUCUAUGUCACGAUCCCAACUGCCAAGUCCAUCAACCCCAUCACUGGCUCAACGUGGGAGGUUACAGGAGUCAGUCCUGACGUUGCAGUCAAUGCAGAGGAUGCCCUCGCCACGGCUAUCAAGAUCGUCAACCUCCGAGCACAAGUCCCUGCCAUUAUUGAGGGAGCUGCCAUCUUGAUCUCUGAAAAGUAUGCCUUUGAGGACAUUGGCUCUGCGGUUGCAUCGAAGUUGAAAGGGCAUCUGGCUGAUGGUAAGUACAGCCUGGUGGUCUCCAAGACUCAACUGGAGGAAAAACUGUCUGCUGAUCUGAAGAGCCUUUCUGGAGACAAGAGUCUGAAGACGACUAGCAACAUCCCAGCUCUGCCCCCUCUGAACUACACUCCAGAAAUGUACAUCGACCUCAUCAAAGUGUCCUUCACCACUGACAUUCUCGAGAACAACAUCGGAUAUCUGCGCUUUGACAUGUUUGGUGACUUUGAGGAGGUCAAGGCCAUCGCUCAGAUCAUAGUUGAGCACGUGUGGAACAAAGUUGUCAAUACUGAUGCCAUGAUCAUUGACCUCAGGAACAACCUGGGAGGGCCGACGACAGCCAUUGCGGGCUUCUGCUCUUAUUUCUUUGACGCCGACAAGCAGAUUCUGCUGGACAAGUUGUACGACAGACCGUCUGGCACCUACAUCGAGCUCAAGACUCUGCCUCACCUCACUGGCGGAAGGUACGGCUCCAAGAAGAGCCUGAUCAUCUUAACCAGCCGUGCAACUGCCGGUGCAGCCGAAGAGUUUGUAUACAUCAUGAAGAAACUUGGCCGCGCUAUGAUCGUUGGUGAAACCACCGCUGGAGCAUCCCACCCACCCGUAACGUUCCCAGUUGGUGAUACCAACGUCUUCCUCAGCAUCCCCACCAUCCACUCCGACACCGCCGCUGGACCUGCAUGGGAGGGGGCCGGCAUCGCACCACACAUACCAGUCUCUGCCGAGGCUGCCCUUGAGACAGCCAAGGGCAUCUUCUACAAGCACAUUGCAAGCCCAAAGUAAAUUAUGUCUGGAAUAAACAGCGAGAAGGUUCUAUUCUCUUUUUGCUUUGGGAGCCAAAUAGUUUCACACUGAGAAUUUAAUCUUUCUGGGCGAGCAAGGAAUGUUAUAAUGCACGGCGUCUACAGUUAGAGCCUCGGGUUUAAUUCUCUGAGUUCAUAAGCCUUUUCAUCAGCAUGCUUGGAAUACAGCUUUUAGGCUGAAAACAGCUUUAUUUCUGCUUAUCUGAAUAUGUGAUGGAUCAGUUCUGGACUCAUCAUCAUUGCAUGUAGCAUUAUGUACUUUACAACAUUGUUACUUCAAUUUGUAACCAAGAUAUGGAACACCGAGACUCAGUUUCAUAUUUAAUGAGGGGUCAUGUAUCAUUCCGCAAUGAUACUUUUCAAAAUUCUAUGUUGAGAAGCAAUAAAAAGAUACAUUGGCUACUAAAA